AUGGCUGCUGCUGAAAUUGUGCAUUUGCCUCUUCCCACUCUACCAGAGGGGUGGAGUGCAGAGAAAGACUUGAAAAUCAUCAGUUCACUAUCCAACGCUACCCAGCGGAACGUAGAACCUGUUGGACCUCACUUUUUAGCCCAUGCCCGCAGAAAGCGCCAUCAACGGACAUUCUCUGAGGAUGACAGAAUCCAGGCCCAGGAAAGUGUGAAGAAGAUCGAAGAAGAUGAAGCCGACGAGAUCAGUGAGCCUGAGGAUCCCAUUAUGCUUCAGAGGGAUGCUAAGGAUUGGAAGGGCCAAGAUCACUACGCCGUCCUCGGAUUGAGCAAGCACCGGUACCGUGCCACAGACGAGCAGAUUAAACGCGCUCACCGUAAGAAGGUGCUUCGCCAUCAUCCAGACAAGAAGGCCGCAUCGGGUAACGCCGACGAGAACGAUAGUUUCUUCAAGUGCAUCCAGAAAGCUACCGAAAUUCUCCUUGACCCUGUCAGGCGCCGGCAAUUCGACUCCGUGGACGAGCUCGCCAACGUACCACCUCCUGGCAAGAAGAAGGGCAAUUUCUUCAAACUCUGGUCCCCGGUCUUCGAAUCGGAAGCUAGAUUCUCCAAAAUCCAACCUGUCCCCAAACUUGGCGACGAAAACAGUACCAAGGAGGAGGUCGAGGAAUUCUACAACUUCUGGUACAACUUCGACAGCUGGAGGUCGUUCGAGUAUGAAGACGAGGACGUCCCUGAUGACAACGAGAACCGCGAUCACAAACGCCACAUCGAGCGCAAGAACGCCAACGCCCGCCGGAAGAAGAAGACGGAGGACACCGCCCGGCUGCGCAGACUAGUAGACGACGCUCUUGCUGCUGACGAACGGAUCAAGAAGUUCCGCAAAGCGGAACGUGCAAACAAGGACAAGCGCAAGCUCGAGAAGGAGGCCGAGGCGAAGCGCCUAGCGGAGGAGAAGGAGAAAGCGCGGCUAGAGGAAGAGCAGCGGAAGAAGGAGGCCGAGGAAGCUGCCAAGGCCGAGAAGUUGGAGGGCAAGAAGGCGAAGGAGGCCGCGAAGAACGCUGCCAAGAAAAACAAGCGUGUGCUUAAGGGCAGCGUUAAGGAUGUGAACUAUUUUGCUGAGGGUGGGGAUGCCACUGCGGCGCAAGUGGAUGGCGUACUGAACGAUAUCGAUGUGCUUAUUAGCAAAAUUAGCAAUGAGGAGCUUGCGGAGCUCGCUGCGAAACUCGCGGCCGCAGGAAAAGACGCAGCGGCUGUCAAGUCGACUUAUGGUGAAAUGGUCAAGGGGCUUGUUGGUGCUGGAAGGCUGAAAGAUGGGGAGACCAAGAUUUUGACUGCCUAG
Histoplasma mississippiense is the source of this 1338-nucleotide messenger RNA. RefSeq lists its product as hypothetical. Lineage: Eukaryota; Fungi; Ascomycota; Eurotiomycetes; Onygenales; Ajellomycetaceae. Bases 1 to 1338 code for a protein of 445 amino acids. The record is from RefSeq and is a predicted model, not a curated record. Gene Ontology annotation, molecular function: ribosome binding; Hsp70 protein binding. Gene Ontology annotation, cellular component: cytosol. The transcript is spliced from 3 exons. Gene Ontology annotation, biological process: 'de novo' cotranslational protein folding; regulation of translational fidelity.